AGGGGAGGGGGAGGGGGGUCACAGCCACUUAUAAAGAAGGAGACCCUCGCAGCCGGGCAGGGUUUAGUUUCUCCUGCGCGCACCGCUUUGGAGCAAUCUCUGCGCGCGUCCAUCUCCUCCCCUGAAACUGAUUUUUCCUUUUUUUUAUUUUUUCCUCCUCUCUCUCUCUCACUCUCUCACAUGCAACAUGGGUUCGGUGCUGCCCGCAGACGCCCUGGCUCUCAAGUCUGGAUUUAAGUGCCCCGGCCGCUCCCUGUCGGACGUGAUCACCUCGGACAUCCUGCACAGCUUCCUGUACGGCAGGUGGAGGAACGUGCUGGGAGAACACCUGGCGGAGGAGCGCCAGAGCGGCUGCAGCCCCAGAACCGCCUUCACGGCUGAGGUGCUGGCCCAGUCCUUCACCGGAGAGGUGCAGAAGCUCUCCAGCCUGGUGCUGCCCAGCGAGGUGAUCAUCGCCCAGAGCUCCAUCCCGGGAGAAGGUCUGGGCAUCUUCUCCAAGACCUGGAUCAAAGCCGGCACCGAGAUGGGCCCCUUCACGGGCCGACUCCUCUCCCCUGAGCACGUGGACCUGUUCAAGAACAACAACCUGAUGUGGGAGGUGUUUAACGAAGACGGCACGGUGCGGUACUUCGUCGACGCCAGUCAGGAGGACCACCGAAGCUGGAUGACCUACAUCAAGUGCGCCCGGAACGAGCAGGAGCAGAACCUGGAGGUGGUGCAGAUCGGCAGCAGCAUCUUCUACAAAGCUGUGGAGACCAUCCCACCAGACCAAGAGCUCCUUGUCUGGUAUGGAAACACCCACAACACGUUCUUGGGAAUCCCUGGAGUUCCUGGAACAGACGAGGAGCACCUGAAGAAAAGCAGAAGUGAUGAGUGCCAAUCCAGUGACGGACUUUCCUCCUGCUCCCCUUCAUCCUCCUCCUCCUCCUCCUCCUCCUCUUCCACCUCCGUGGCCUCCACGGCGGGCCGGAUGCGCUGCGUCAUCUGCCACCGCGGCUUCAACUCGCGCAGCAACUUGCGCUCCCACAUGCGCAUCCACACGCUGGACAAGCCCUUCGUCUGCCGCUUCUGCAACCGCCGCUUCAGCCAGUCGUCCACGCUGCGCAACCACGUGCGCCUGCACACGGGAGAGCGGCCCUACAAGUGCCACGUGUGCCAGAGCGCCUACUCGCAGCUGGCGGGCCUCAGGGCGCACCAGAAGAGCGCGCGGCACAAGCCCGCGGCCUCCAGCGCCGACGGGGCUCCUCAGGUGUCCCCUCCCCCGCCUCCGCUCCCGCAGAUGGCCCCCAUCCAGCACCAGAUGCCCCUGGUGCACCACAUCCCCACCAUGGUGCUAUGAUGGCGAACACAGGGCGGGCUGGUUGCACUUUAGAUGUAGAGAGAAGUUUAAAAAAAAAAUGUCUUCAGGCAUGUCUGGACAAAAAGACAAAUUGUUCUUGCCUUAUUAUUAUUUUUUGUUGAUUUUUAGUUAAACUGGCAGCGAUGUCAGUGUUUGUAUUGUGUCAGUUUCUGAUUUCUCAUUGUUUAUUGUCCACAUCUUCUGUUCGUGCGCUCUGAGAAGCAGUCUCAGCAGAGAUUUAUUGUUUGAAGAUAAUAAGAGGACACACUGAUGGUUCCAGCUGCAUCCAAACUGUCACUUUAACCCUGUACAGACUGGAUUUUUCAGAUAUUUGUGUAAUUGUAAAAAAUAUGUAUCUGUACAUGUGAUUGUAAAUACAUUUGUGCAUUCUUCUAUCAAAUAAAUGAUAUGACAUUACAACACGA
Austrofundulus limnaeus is the source of this 1764-nucleotide messenger RNA. Its product is annotated as PR domain zinc finger protein 12. Gene Ontology annotation, molecular function: histone methyltransferase binding. The record is from RefSeq and is a predicted model, not a curated record. Gene Ontology annotation, biological process: regulation of gene expression; neurogenesis. Gene Ontology annotation, cellular component: nucleus. Bases 188 to 1339 code for a protein of 383 amino acids. NCBI's taxonomy places the organism in Eukaryota, Metazoa, Chordata, Actinopteri, Cyprinodontiformes, Rivulidae. The transcript has 5 exons.